This is a messenger RNA of Peromyscus californicus insignis, 1698 nucleotides long. RefSeq names its product ACD shelterin complex subunit and telomerase recruitment factor (gene Acd). The transcript is spliced from 11 exons. Gene Ontology annotation, cellular component: shelterin complex; telomerase holoenzyme complex; chromosome, telomeric region. Lineage: Eukaryota; Metazoa; Chordata; Mammalia; Rodentia; Cricetidae. Gene Ontology annotation, biological process: telomere capping; telomere maintenance via telomerase. The record is from RefSeq and is a predicted model, not a curated record. Gene Ontology annotation, molecular function: telomeric repeat DNA binding. Bases 304 to 1572 code for a protein of 422 amino acids.
CCUAUCCAGGCCAGCCCUUGCUAUUUCCUUUCCGGUGCUAGGUAGUACUGAGGAACAGGUCACAGGCUCAGGAAGAUGCUUCGGUAAGAACAAGCAGCCUACCGCCAGCUGCCAGGCCAGUCAGCCAUAGACUACACACGUUAUAGCCCAGGAAGUGUUUGCGCAGGCGCAGAAGCGCGAAUAGGCGGGGCCUCAAACUUAGGCUCCGCCUAGCGGUCACGUGCUUCCUCUCCCGCGGUAGACUGAGCGGCGGCGCUUGCGGGAAGACCCUGUCCAGGGUUCUCCUGGGGUGCCGCCGCGCUAAUGUCGCGCUCGAGGAGUCUGAUCCUGCAGCCCUGGAUUCGAGAGCUGAUCCUGGGCUCAGAAACACUGUCAAGUCCACGAGCCGGGCAGCUACUCAAGGUACUGCAGGACUCGGAGACUCCGGGCCCAUCUUCCGCCCCUGACACACCUGACUCCGGGGCCGAGUUGCUUGUGUCAGACGGAACCCACAGUAUCCGAUGCCUGGUGACGCGCAAUGCCAUCGACACCUCCGAGUGGGAGGAGAAGGAGUUCGGAUUCCGUGGGUCAGAGGGCCGGCUCCUGCGGCUGCAGGCCUGCGGGGUCCGCGUUCAGGUUGCUCAGGAGCGUGCGCCUUCGGAGUUCUACCUCCAGGUGGACCGCUUUGACCUGCUGCCCACGGAGCAGCCCCGGGUACAGGUGAUUGGUUGCAAUCAGGAUCCGGACGUGCAGAGAAAACUCUGUGAAUGCCUUGAGGACCACCUUUCAGAGUCUGCUUCUUCCAGUGCAGGCCUAACACUGACUCAGCUUCUGGAGGAGGUGGAGGAGGAUCAGAAUCAUCGGGGGGCACUGGUGCGUCUAGCUGAGAGCUGCCUGAUGCUAUCAGGCCCUUGCACAGCCACCCCCCUCACCCACUGGACUGCCUCUUGCUUCCAGGCCACGGAAGAAGCCGUGUUCACGGUCUCUGGCUUGUUGCUGCACAUCUCUGAGAAUGAUGAGCAGAUUCUGAGUUCUGUUGGCUCAAGUCAGAAGGCACAGGGAACCCCUGCUUCACUCAGUCACAUGCCAUCGGAGGAAAAUGAUGCCAGUGUUAGCCUUCUGUCAGACUUGGCUGUAUCAGACCCCGGGCAGAAGGACAGCUCCCAGUCUCCACCAGCUGUUUGCUCAUCCUCCUUAAUACCUCAGGCUCCCAGUUCCCCACCCCACAGUUCUAAACCCAGCUCCCAACUCCUGACCUGUACCCCUAGUCUCUUGCCCCCUGGCCGUGCCCCCAGUCCACCCCAGGCCCAUGUGACCAGAGCCCAGGCUCAUGGCCUGGAGAUCAGGGAGCCCCAAUGGCCCAUCAAGAAACAGCAGCUUUUCCCAAGAACCAGAGCCAAGGGAGCCCAGGGACCCUGCUCUGUCUGGAUGCUACACCCCUUUCAGGAACCCCCAAAGAGGCAUCUUGAUGCUUCUGCUUUCCAGUAUGAAUAUGAGACACCCUCUGCCUCCCUCCAUGCCCAAGUCCAAACUGCCAGGCUUUCUCCUCAGCUUGUAGCUUGGGCCUUGAACUUGGUGAUGGAGUCAGUCUGAGUUAACGCAGGUAUGAGGAGUCACCUGGACAUAUCAGAGGAUGUACCCACAGGUCUACGGACAAACAGUAUUCGAUACCCUGUUUCAUUCAAGUUUUUUAAUAAAAUAAUUUCAUGCGGCAGGAGA